CAUCACCUCGAUUACUCUGUUGUCCAUUCCGAAGUAUUGUCAUGGGUCGAGAACUCUGAAUACAUCUAAUUAUGUUGAGCAAGGAAGUCUAAUAAAAAAAGUGCUUUCAUUAAAUAAUUUUAUUUGCUAAUAAUAGAUGAUGAAUAAAAAUAAUGUGAAAAACAAAAUCGUGUUUCAAGUAUUAUAUACAUACUGAUUCACGAGUGCGUGAGUUGUGUCGAAUUCUUCAGUGAAAGUGUUAUUCUGAGAGCUUGCGGAAAUAUUUUAAUAGAUAUAAAAUAUCGACAAAAUGACGACCGACAUUUCUAUUGUUCGAUGGGACCCUAGUCAGGGUCCGGGAAAUGAAUAUAUCGAUGAAUACGAAUAUGACGGAGGAAAUUCUAGCUCACGGCUAUUUGAACGAUCGCGUAUAAAAGCUCUUGCAGAAGAACGAGAAAAUGUUCAAAAGAAGACUUUUACAAAGUGGGUUAAUUCACAUUUAUGUAGAGUUAACUGUAGGAUUGGUGACUUGUAUGUUGAUAUGCGAGAUGGUAAAUAUUUGAUUAAACUGCUAGAAGUACUGUCUGGAGAACGUCUGCCGAAACCAACCAAGGGAAAAAUGAGAAUUCAUUGCCUGGAGAACGUAGAUAAAGCGCUACAAUUUCUGCGUGAGCAACGCGUGCAUUUAGAAAACAUAGGAUCACAUGACAUCGUUGAUGGAAAUGCUUCCCUCAACUUGGGCCUUAUUUGGACCAUUAUUUUAAGAUUCCAGAUCCAAGAUAUUACAAUUGAAGAAGUUGACAAUAAGGAGACUAAAUCUGCUAAGGAUGCUUUACUUCUUUGGUGUCAAAUGAAAACUGCUGGUUACAAUAAUGUUAAUGUGAGAAACUUUACCACUUCUUGGAGAGAUGGACUUGCAUUUAAUGCCAUCAUUCACAAACACCGUCCUGAUUUGGUGCAAUUUGAAAAGCUUUCUAAAGCCAACCCAUUAUAUAACCUAAAUAAUGCCUUUGAUGUUGCUGAAGAUAAAUUGGGUCUCGCUAAGUUGCUUGAUGCUGAAGAUGUGUUUGUAGACCAUCCCGAUGAGAAGUCUAUUAUCACUUACGUUGUUACCUACUACCAUUACUUUAGCAAGCUGAAGCAAGAGACGGUACAAGGCAAAAGAAUAGGCAAAGUUGUUGGAAUUGCUAUGGAAAACGAAAAAAUGAUAAAUGAUUAUGAACAUUUCACAAGCGAUUUGUUGAAAUGGAUUGAAACCACAAUUCAGGCACUGGGAGAACGUGAAUUUGAAAACUCUUUGACUGGAGUUCAAAGUCAAUUAGCUCAGUUUUCGAAUUAUCGAACCAUAGAGAAGCCUCCGAAAUUUGUGGAAAAGGGCAAUUUGGAAGUUCUACUUUUUACGCUACAAUCAAAAAUGCGAGCAAAUAACCAAAAACCAUACACUCCGAAGGAAGGAAAAAUGAUUUCCGAUAUAAAUAAAGCAUGGGAGCGAUUGGAAAAGGCUGAACAUGAGCGUGAAUUAGCCUUGCGAGAAGAAUUGAUUCGGCAAGAGAAAUUGGAACAACUUGCUGCUCGCUUUGAUCGAAAGGCCUCAAUGCGGGAAACUUGGCUAUCUGAGAAUCAAAGAUUGGUCAGUCAAGAUAACUUUGGAUUCGAUUUGGCUGCUGUAGAAGCUGCGGCAAAGAAACACGAAGCCAUCGAAACCGACAUAUUUGCAUAUGAAGAGCGUGUACAAGCAGUAAUCGCUGUGUGCGAUGAAUUGGAAUCAGAACGGUACCACGAUAUUAAACGAAUAUUAUUACGUAAAGAAAAUGUCAUGCGAUUAUGGACGUAUCUACUUGAAUUAUUGAGAGCACGUAGAAUGCGGUUGGAAAUAUCGCUACAGUUACAACAAAACUUCCAAGAAAUGCUUUAUAUAUUGGAUAAUAUGGAGGAAAUCAGGCAACUACUUUUAACCGAUGACUACGGAAAACAUCUGAUGGGCGUUGAAGACUUACUUCAGAAGCAUUCUCUUGUGGAAGCUGAUAUAAACAUUCUUGGUGAGCGCGUUAAGGUAGUAGUGCAAAACUCUCAGAAAUUCCUAAGCGAUGACCCAGAGUCAUACAAACCUUGUGACCCCGAAAUCAUUGUUAGUCGCGUUCAACAAUUAGAGGACGCAUAUGCUGAAUUAGUUCGACUAGCUGUAGAACGUCGAAGCCGCUUAGAAGAGAGCCGCAAAUUGUGGCAAUUCUAUUGGGAUACUGCCGAUGAAGAAAAUUGGAUAAAGGAAAAGGAACAAAUUGUAUCAACCGAUGAAAUUGGUCACGACUUGACAACAGUUAACCUGUUACUAAGCAAACAUAAGGCAUUGGAAUCCGAAAUAACAUCGCAUGAUCCUCAAUUACAAGGAGUUGCUAAAAUAGGUGCAGAAUUAAUAACCGAGGGCCACUUUGGAGCCGAUCGUAUUAAGGAUCGUUUGAAAGAGAUUCUUUCGAAGUGGGACCAUCUACUCGAUUUAACUAAGUACAGACGUCAACGACUGGAAAACGCUGUUGAAUACUUCCAAUUAUUUGCUGACGCUGAUGAUGUAGACAAUUGGAUGCUUGAUACGCUCAGAAUCGUUUCUAGUGAAGAUGUUGGGCGUGACGAAGCCAACGUACAAUCAUUGCUUAAAAAGCACAAAGAUGUUGCAGACGAACUUAAAAAUUACGCUGAAGUUAUUGGGGCUCUACAUAAGCAAGCUGAGGAUUUGAAAUUGAACGACGCUGAGAAAGAAACUGUAGAUAAACGUCUAGAAGCUAUAGAUACCCGUUACAAGGAGCUAACGGAGUUGGCCAAGCUGCGCAAACAACGUCUGUUAGAUGCACUCAGUUUAUAUAAAUUGAUGUCUGAAGCCGAUGGUGUCGAACAAUGGAUUAAAGAAAAAACUAAAAUGUUGGAUACUAUGACACCUGGAAAAGAUAUUGAAGAUGUCGAAAUAAUGAAACACCGUUUUGAAGGCUUUGAUAAGGAGAUGAAUGCUAACGCUUCACGGGUUGCAGUGGUUAAUCAAUUGGCCAGGCAGUUGUUGCAUGUUGAGCAUCCUAAUUCUGAUGAAAUAUUAGAAAGGCAAAAUCAUCUUAACCAAGAAUGGUCAACUUUACGCGAAAAAGCAGAGGCUAAGAUGGAUGAUCUUAAAUCUGCUCAUGGUGUACAAACAUUCUACAUUGAAUGUAGAGAAACAAUAUCAUGGAUAGAAGAUAAAAAACGCAUUCUUACUGAAACAGAUAGUUUAGAGAUGGAUUUGACGGGCGUGAUGACUCUGCAAAGACGAUUAAGUGGUAUGGAACGAGACUUGGCGGCUAUACAAGCUAAACUCUCUAGCUUAAGCAAAGAAGCUGAUAGUAUUGAGAAUGAACAUCCAGAGGAGGCACAGUUGAUUCGUGACAGAAUUUCCCAGAUUGAGCUCAUUUGGGAGCAGUUAACUCAAAUGUUAAAAGAGCGUGACUCAAAAUUGGAAGAAGCAGGUGAUUUGCACAGAUUUUUGCGUGACUUGGAUCACUUCCAGACUUGGUUGACUAAAACUCAGACUGAUGUGGCCUCUGAAGAUACUCCAACUUCAUUGCCCGAAGCCGAAAAACUUUUGAAUCAACAUCAAUCUAUUCGUGAGGAAAUUGAUAAUUACACUGAAGAUUACAAGAACAUGAUGGAGUAUGGUGAACGCUUAACAUCUGAAUCGAACACUUCAGAUGAUCCACAAUAUAUGUUCCUGCGUGAAAGAUUGAACGCAUUGAAAGAUGGCUGGGAGGAGUUGCAUCAAAUGUGGGAAAAUAGACAAGUGCUGCUAUCGCAAAGUCUCGAUCAACAGCUGUUUAAUCGGGAUGCCCGCCAGACCGAGGUGCUUUUGAGCCAACAGGAGCACUUCCUUAGUAAGGAUGAUACUCCAGUUAAUUUAGAGCAAGCAGAAAACCAACUUAAACGCCAUGAAGCAUUCUUAACCACCAUGGAAGCAAAUGACGAUAAAAUAAAUACAUUGUUGCAGGUAGCUGACACUCUUGUGGAGAAGGAACACUUUGACGCUGACAAAAUUGGAAAACGAGCUGAAAAUAUUGCUGGGCGGCGUGAUGAUAAUCGCCAGCGUGCAUUAGAUCAGCACGAGAAGUUAAAGAAUCAAGUUAAAUUGCAUGAGUUCUUACAGGAUUUGGAAGAAUUGGCUGAAUGGGUCCAGGAACGGUAUGUUACAUCCCAAGGCGAAACAUACAGAAGCGCUAAAACAAUCCACUCCAAAUGGACACGGCAUCAAGCUUUCGAAGCAGAAAUAGCAGCUAAUAAGGAACGUUUGUUUGAAGCUGAAAAGGCAGCUCAGGAGUUAUCUAAAGAAAAACCAGAAUUCAAAGAUAUUAUUGAACCUAAAUUAAAAGAGCUCGCUAAACAAUUUGAAGAUUUGGAGGUCCACACAAAAGAGAAAGGGGCAAUGUUAUUCGACGCGAAUCGUGAAGUUUUGGUGCAGCAAACAUGUGACGAUAUCGAUUCUUAUAUUACUGACUUAGAAAAACAAAUCGUAAAUGCCGACACAGGCAACGAUCUUACUUCAGUAAAUAUUCUAAUGCAGAAACAACAAGUUAUACAAACACAAAUGGCAGCUAAAGAACGACAAGUAGAGGAAAUCGACAAACAAACAGAAUAUUUGCAAAAGACAACGCCUUUGGAAAAGAUUGAACCAAUUGUUACUAAGAAAACGGCUGUUCUCGAUAGGUUUGAAAAAAUCAAAGCGCCACUUGUUGAACGUCAGAAGCAACUAGAGAAGAAGAAGGAAGCAUUCCAAUUCUGCCGUGACGUUGAAGAUGAAAAGUUAUGGAUUGACGAGAAGUUGCCUUUAGCUACUUCUAAAGAUUAUGGCAACUCAUUGUUCAAUGUUCAUGUUUUGAAGAAGAAAAAUCAAUCGCUGGCUACAGAAAUCGACAAUCAUGAACCUAGAAUAAUGGCUAUUUGUAAUAACGGCAGAAAAUUGAUCGAUGAGGGUCACGAAGAUGCCAAAAAGUUUGAGAGUCUGAUUAGUGAUUUAACACAAAGAUGGCAAGAACUUAAAGAUGCUAUUGAUAAUCGUAAGAAAAAUCUUUUAGAAUCAGAAAAGGUACAACAAUACUUUUUCGAUGCACAAGAGGCUGAAUCGUGGAUGAGCGAACAGGAAUUGUACAUGAUGGUCGAAGAUCGAGGAAAGGAUGAGAUCAGUGCACAGAACCUAAUGAAGAAACAUGAAAAUCUGGAGCAAUCUGUUGAAGACUACGCUAACACCAUCCGACAGCUUGGUGAAGUUGCAAGACAAUUUAAUACCGAAGAUACUGGCAGCGGCGACGCCGUAUCUGUCAAGCAAUCGCAAUUAGAUAAACUUUAUGCCGGUCUAAAAGAUUUGGCUGGAGAACGCCGCGCCCGCUUGAAUGAAGCCUUACAGUUGUUUAUGUUAAGCAGAGAGGUCGACGAUUUGGAGCAAUGGAUCACGGAUAGGGAAGUUGUUGCCGGAUCACAAGAGCUUGGACAAGAUUAUGAUCACGUAACACUACUUUCUGAACGUUUUAAUGAAUUUGCUCGUGAUACUGAAGCUGUUGGCGGGGAACGAGUUGCCAAGGUUAACAAUAUAGCAGACAAUUUGAUUCAAGCUGGACAUUCAGACUCAGCAACAAUUGCUGAAUGGAAAGACAAUUUGAAUGAAUCAUGGCAAGAUCUUUUGGAACUUAUUGAAACACGCACUCAAAUGCUGGCUGCCUCCAAGGAACUUCACAAAUUCUUCCAUGACUGUAAAGACAUAUUGAGUCGCAUAAUUGAAAAACAGCAUGGGGUUUCUGAUGAAUUGGGACGAGAUGCUGGGUCCGUCUCCACAUUGCAACGAAAACACCACAAUUUCUUGCAGGACCUUAUGACUCUGUAUUCACAAGUACAACAAAUUCAAGAAGAAUCUGCUAAGCUACAGGAUUCAUAUGCCGGAGACAAAGCAAAAGAAAUUACUAAUCGCGAGCAAGAGGUUUUACAUGCAUGGUCUAAUUUGCAGGCCAUGUGUGACGCUCGCAAACAAAAGCUUGCAGAUACUGGUGACCUAUUCAGAUUCUUUAAUAUGGUUCGCAUAUUAAUGAUUUGGAUGGAAGAUCUCGUACGGCAAAUGAACACAUCUGAGAAGCCUAGAGACGUUUCUGGAGUAGAACUACUAAUGAAUAAUCACCAGAGUCUUAAGGCUGAAAUUGACACACGAGAAGACAACUUUGCCGCAUGUAUUUCUCUUGGUAAAGAAUUGUUGGCAAGAAGUCAUUAUGCAUCUGCGGAUAUUAAAGAAAGGCUUUUGCAAUUGAACAACAGCCGAAAUGCCUUGUUAAGACGGUGGGAAGAAAGAUGGGAGAACUUACAACUAAUUUUAGAAGUAUACCAGUUCGCCAGAGACGCUGCUGUAGCUGAAGCCUGGCUUAUUGCACAAGAACCAUACCUUUUGUCUUCAGAACUAGGUCACACCAUAGACGAAGUUGAGAAUCUUAUAAAGAAACACGAAGCAUUCGAAAAAUCUGCCGCUGCCCAAGAAGAACGCUUUAGUGCCCUUGAGCGCUUAACAACAUUUGAGCUCAAAGAAAUAAAGAGGCGUCAAGAAUUAGCGGAGGAAGCUGAACGACAACGCGUUAAAGAAGAAAUGGCGGCUAAAGCAGCUUUAGAAGCUGUUGAACAGGCUAAGCGGGAAGCUGAAAAGCGUGAUAUAGUUGAUGCUGCAGCAGCUGCAGAGGAAUCAGCAGUUAUAGUAGACACAUCUAUUGAUGUGGAAAGAACUGUAGAGCCACAAACAGAGCAUGCAACUACGUCCGCUGGCGAGGGGCAGGAGGGUUACCUUACAAGAAAACACGAAUGGGAAUCAACCACGAAAAAAGCUUCGAAUAGGUCUUGGGAUAAGGUCUAUAUUGUGGCAAAAAUGGGUCAUCUAACGUUCUUCAAAGAUCAAAAGGGUUAUAAGAGUAAUCCUGAAUUGACUUUCCGUGGAGAACCCAGUUAUGAUUUGCAGGGUGCAGGAAUUCAAAUUGCUACCGACUAUACCAAAAAGAAGCACGUACUAAGAAUAAAGCUUUCUGGGGGCGCCGAAUUUUUAUUACAAGCGCACGAUGAUGAUGAAAUGACACAGUGGGUAACAGCUCUAAAGGCCCAAAGUGAUUCCGCAACCGUUGCUGAAAGCAGAUCCCAAACAUUACCAGCGACUUCACAGAAGGAUGAACCAAAGCGUAGAUCAUUCUUUACUCUUAAAAAAAAAUAAAGUGAAGGCGUUCAUUAAUAAUUAUACCAUUAAAUUUUGCUUACAAAAUUGCACGACAAAUAUGCUAAACUUAUGUAUAUGUAUCUUAUUUAUUAAAAACAUGUAUGCAUUUCAAUGUAUUCAAUAAAACAUUUAUUCCUUAAAAUCUUA
This is a messenger RNA of Anastrepha ludens (Mexican fruit fly), 7366 nucleotides long. It is a transcript of the gene beta-Spec, whose product is annotated as spectrin beta chain. The record is from RefSeq and is a predicted model, not a curated record. The transcript is spliced from 9 exons. NCBI's taxonomy places the organism in Eukaryota, Metazoa, Arthropoda, Insecta, Diptera, Tephritidae. Gene Ontology annotation, molecular function: phospholipid binding; structural constituent of cytoskeleton; actin filament binding. The coding region runs from base 290 to 7216 and encodes 2308 amino acids. Gene Ontology annotation, cellular component: spectrin; cortical actin cytoskeleton; cell junction. Gene Ontology annotation, biological process: actin cytoskeleton organization; neuron development.